Messenger RNA from Leucoraja erinaceus (little skate), 2137 nucleotides. RefSeq names its product myocyte enhancer factor 2b (gene mef2b). NCBI's taxonomy places the organism in Eukaryota, Metazoa, Chordata, Chondrichthyes, Rajiformes, Rajidae. Bases 659 to 1894 code for a protein of 411 amino acids. Gene Ontology annotation, molecular function: protein dimerization activity; DNA-binding transcription factor activity, RNA polymerase II-specific; RNA polymerase II cis-regulatory region sequence-specific DNA binding. The record is from RefSeq and is a predicted model, not a curated record. The transcript is spliced from 9 exons. Gene Ontology annotation, biological process: positive regulation of transcription by RNA polymerase II.
GCAACUUUCUUGUAACAAACAUCAGCUGGAGACUCACGUGGGGGCGGCGGCGGCGGCGGCACCGGGAUCGGCGGCUCUUGCUCACCUUCAUUAGCCCCACCGGGACACGGCUGGCCUGACUGGCCUGAAGCUUACUCAGGGACUGUAUCCACCCUCAACCGUUCUGCUCAACGCCGAGGCUGGGAGAGUGGCCGACCGCUCCUGCUCAACGUCGGAGCCCAACGAGCCGCCGAUCGAUCGACCGACCGACCCUCCCUGCUCCACGUCGCGGUGUUCGGAGUAGGAGCCGACGCUGCAGCCGGCUGGACCGACUGACAGCGACUGUCACGGCUCUGGGCCUCUCACCUCGGGACUCGCUGCCCUGUCACUCUGGGGCUGGCUUCGCACAGCUGCGCCGCCGUCAUUUUGCAAACCCAGGAGGAAAAUGAGGCGGUGCGUUUGAAAAAGCAGCAAAGUUUAUUUUUCAUCCGUCUCAAAUGAACGUUUAUCAGUCAUCUAUCUCCUAACUUGGAUUUUGUUUUACUGCGUGGAAGUUUUGAUCUGAAAACGCAGGCGUGGAUUGGGGAGCGAUCGAUUUCACUGUCAGUGAACUCUAGGUAAUGACAACAAAUCAAAUCUGUCCCUGAAUUUGAAACGUCAGAGAGACGGAGAGUGAAAAAUGGGACGCAAGAAGAUUCAGAUCUCCCGGAUAGUUGACCAGAGGAAUCGACAGGUGACGUUCACCAAGCGUAAGUUUGGGCUGAUGAAGAAGGCGUACGAGUUGAGCGUGCUGUGUGACUGCGAGAUCGCCCUCAUCAUCUUCAACAGCACCAACCGGCUGUUCCAAUACGCCAGCACCGACAUGGACCGGGUGCUGCUCAAGUACACGGAGUACAGCGAGCCCCACGAGAGCCGCACCAACUCCGACAUCCUGGAGACACUAAGGAAGAAAGGUUUGAACGGCUGCGAGAGCCCAGACCCAGAAAUCGAGGACUCGAUGGAGCCGGGCUUGGACGUUAACGACAAAUAUAGGAAGUACGAAAUGGUGACUCAAAUGAACAACAGACAAAGGGUUUGUCCAGGUGCCCUGUUGAACCACGACAUGUCUCUUCUGUCGGCAGCACAGAACGCUACUGGCCUGUCCUACAGCAACCCCACCGGGUCCAUCCUAAACCGAGGACCAUUGCCGAUCGUAUCCCGAAACGCUCAUUCAUCAGGGCUAACGUCGCAAGUGUCCACAAUUUCCCAUUCAGGUGCUGGUUACCUGAAUGUCCACGUCUCGUCAGGGAUGAUGACCUCUCCCGGUGACCUCAGCAGAACCAUGACGACCAGGUCACCGACCCCCGUGAACCUUGGCCCUGAGAGUGGCAGAGGUGAACUCCACGCCACCUCCACCGGCGGCAGAAGCACCGCUACUUCACUGAGAACAAAUACAUCAGCUGUACAUCCCACCUCGCCGAUGGUUACCAUGGCAAACCCUGGUCUGACAAGCCAUGCACUGGGAGGUUACUCCCCCGGCGUUACAGGCUACUCGUUGACUGACAGCGCCUCGGUGUCGGCGUACAACCCGCCGGGUACAGUCCAUCAGGACCAAACAUCCAUCUGGCACCUGCGACAACACCCUCACCUGCACCCGGGCAACCUCCAGCACCAGCCGCACCAAUCACUGGGGGUGACCAGUUCCCACCUGACCCACCCGGGCUUUCAGAUGGUGAGUGUGAAGUCGGAGCGGGCCUCCCCCCACGCCGAUGGCGGCGGCGCCAUGUACCAGCACCACGAGGCGCGGCAGCCGCUCGGCCCCUCUGAUUUCACCAAGGGCUACCCCUGCCCCAUCGCUCUGAGCCGACCCCCGUCCGCGGAGGAGGAUGGGCUGGGCGCCAAGCGGCCGCGACCGGCCGACCGCUGGGCCAGAUGACCAGGGAGCGGAGCGGCGCCGCCCCGGGACUCGCCGUGUGAGCCGCGCCGCCGGCCCCUGGACCCCGGUACCGGCCGCCGGCUUUGAGCGGUGCAGAGAAUGGGGGAACAGGUUGCCUCGUCUGUCCCGACCCUCGCCAGAGCCUCAGCUGGCUGGAGGCCAAGUCCCAUCCCACCGCUCCCAUCCUCUCCGCACUCUUCCCUCCCACCCUACCCACUCCCUGCCUCCUCCCAGCCCCCCCCC